AUGACUAGCAAAAUGGUCGUUAAUCAGCCCAGGCCGUUCAUCAUGAACACGACAUCCCACGAAUGGACCUCUGGCAUCUGUGAUUGCUGCCAAGACCUGCCCCAGUGUUGUCUUGCCUUUUGGUGUCUUCCCUGCUUCGCCUGCAAGACAUCAUUUGAGGCUGGGGAGUGUGUGUGUAUACCUCUGCUGGAUGCUUAUGGACUCAUUCCUCCUAUAACCACAGCCCUCAGGGUGUCAGUACGCACGCGAUAUGGCAUUGAGGGUACAGUUUGCAAUGACUGUGUGAUUGCCUGCUGCUGCGGGCCCUGCAACUGGUGUCAACUGGCAAGAGAAAUCAAAGCAAGGAGUAGUCCCAUUACCUUCGUUAACAUGACGGUCCAAUAA
This is a messenger RNA of Epinephelus moara (kelp grouper), 384 nucleotides long. RefSeq names its product cornifelin homolog B-like. The record is from RefSeq and is a predicted model, not a curated record. Bases 1 to 384 code for a protein of 127 amino acids. NCBI's taxonomy places the organism in Eukaryota, Metazoa, Chordata, Actinopteri, Perciformes, Serranidae. The transcript has 3 exons.